Messenger RNA from Amblyraja radiata (thorny skate), 1262 nucleotides. RefSeq lists its product as uncharacterized. The record is from RefSeq and is a predicted model, not a curated record. NCBI's taxonomy places the organism in Eukaryota, Metazoa, Chordata, Chondrichthyes, Rajiformes, Rajidae. Bases 297 to 1262 code for a protein of 321 amino acids. The transcript has 7 exons.
ACAACUCACGUAAUGGAAUAAAAAUACUUAGUCUUGAUGUUAAUGGCGACACUUACAGGUCAACGGGCUUCUCCGAGCGAUUUCAGCUUUCCAGGAACAACACCAGUAACAGCUACUCACUGACCAUUACAAAGGUGGAGAUUGCCGACUCUGCUGAUUACAUCUGUGGCAUUUGGGGGAAGAUAUUUGGAAAUGGAACCAAGCUGAAUGUAACCAUUGCAAAUCCUCCGAUCCUGAUCCAAUUCCCGAGGCUGGAGCGUGUCACUGAGGGUCACACGGCACGGUUAUGGUGCUCCAUGGAGAACGCUGAAGUGGGAAACACUGACGUCCACUGGUACCGAGAACUACCCGGGCAGGACAUGGAGUGGGUUUUAACACACGAGGCAGGAGGCAGCGUACGAAGGAGACCAGGCUUCACUGAGCGGUUCCAGCCGUUCAAAGAAACCUCCAACAGCAGCUUCAUCCUGAAUGUCACAAAAGUGACGCUCAAUGACUCUGCCGUCUAUUACUGCACAGUGUGGGGAGAUAUCAGAGGGAACGGAACCCAGCUCAACGUAACCAAUCCCCUGGAUGAUCCGGUCCUUAUCCAGUCUCCGUCAGUCAGCAAGGUGGCAGAGGGUGUAACUGUGCAGUUGCAAUGUGUCUUGCACAAAGCUGGUGUGAAUGACACUGACGUCCACUGGAACCAGCAGCGACCUGGGAAAAACAGCGAGUGGAUAAUGAGCCACUUUGUGGAUGGCAACGUCACCAGGUCUGGCUGUAUCUCUGACCGCUUUAAGUCUUUCAGGAAUGCCAUGAACAACAAUUACAUUAUGACCAUCGCCAAUGUCUCCAUCAAUGACACAGCUGUCUACAACUGCAGUGUGUGGAGUUACAUCUAUGGAGCAGGGUCCCAGCUCAAUGUAACUGAUCAAACAUAUGAAAAGUUGUCUUUGAAAAUCUUGGGCGGUAUUGUAGCCUGUGUCCUGGUAUUCGUCCUCUUAUUCGUCAUCUUAGCAAUAGCAGUGUGCUAUAUGAAGAAAUGGGUGUGCUUCCAACACAUGUUUAAACCCAAAGGGAACUCGACUGAAGACCUGAACCCAGUUUAUUCGACAGUUACAGUUGAAACCAAGGCCAAUACAGAACCGGCCCCCAAUGUCACUGUGUCGGAGGAACCGGAGAUACUCUAUGCUGAUAUUCAGUUUGUACGACAGAAUGCCAAAGCUCCAACCUUAGAAGUCAGCGAGGAGACAACCGAAUAUGCUGCCAUCAAACGUGCAUAG